Haliotis rufescens (red abalone) is the source of this 4234-nucleotide messenger RNA. RefSeq lists its product as uncharacterized. The transcript is spliced from 2 exons. The record is from RefSeq and is a predicted model, not a curated record. The coding region runs from base 137 to 3070 and encodes 977 amino acids. NCBI's taxonomy places the organism in Eukaryota, Metazoa, Mollusca, Gastropoda, Lepetellida, Haliotidae.
GUUAACGUGCGUAAUAAUCGGCCGGUGUUGUGCAACGUGGUGCACGGCACACAAAGCAUAUGGAGUGCUUCGUCUAAUCUCAAGAUUAGAUCGUCUCAUAGUGUCACUACAGGGAACUAUAAAGGCAAGUCUUGCUAUGGCUGAACAGGGUGCACGGGAGGCUGCUCUGGCUGAGAUGUCAGAUGCCGUCAACUUGGAUCAUUCCCUCCGUGAUUUGUCAAUUAAAGAAACACCACCAGAUUUGACCAACACUAAUGAUAAUGCCAUUGUUGAUGUUGAGGACCCACAGAACCGACUUUCCAAUCCCUUAAAAGAACCAGGAAAUUUCCAAAGUGACCCUGUGACGACACCAUCAGCAAAGUUUACUCAACACGGUGAAAGCUAUGGCGAAGAUCCAUCCAGGACGGAAACAACAUCUGAUUUGUCAACAGGCUAUGAAGACGUAUUUGUCAGAUAUGCAGGGAAAACAUUGGGAACAAUACCUGCAAAAGAAGCAUUCCAUAAAUACAUGGACAAAUAUUUUCCCAAUCUAGAUACAUCGGUCUACAUGACUCCGCCAAUUCCCGUUGGACACCCCCCAGUCAUGAGAGAGAAAACUGACAUUGGAUACAUAUAUGGUCCUGAGUAUUAUUACCUUCUAGGUGAUGAAUCAGAGAAGAGGGUUGCAGAGUGUAUGGAAUACUUCUUUAAACAUCUGGCCGGGGAAAAGGAUCCUGUUUUCAUCAUCACAUCUUACCAUUUUGACGGCUUGCACGACAACAAGUAUGACAAGAAAGGUGAACACGAUGUACUUAUUAUCCAUUAUAGGUAUGGUUUGAUAUUCAUAGAAACAAAGGGAUGUAUGGGUAAAUCUGAUGACGCAGUGAAUAGCGUUAUACAAGCAUGUCUUUCUCAGCAGGAGAAAAAUAGACGUUUUUUUGGAAUAAACUUUCCAGAUGUCAAGGAUGUAUCUACAACAUGCGUCCUUGCAUUUCCAAAUAUAUUGAAAAACUCUUUCUGUACUUUCAAUAAAUCAGUGAAACGUAUUAAAGAAUCAGGAUUUUCAACAGAUGAGUGUCUCUUUCUUGAUAACAUCCCUAGCGUGGAACAAAAUUCGAAAACAAAACAAAACUUAGUGGAAUGGUGGUCGAGAAUGACAAAGAAACAAAGAAAAGGAUUUCAAUCCUUGGAAGAGUACAGAAGUGUUAUUGAAAGAUACGUUGGAGAACAUUCGACCGUCAAGAUUCCAGUAUCUUCAGCCAAACAUGACAAGGAAGGGCCUGGGAGAAGCUAUGGAGAAUGUGUAGCAGGGCUAGGAAACAGAUAUAUGAAUAUUGUUUUGACACCCACCCAGGUUGCCGUCUAUAACACUUUUAUUGACCGGCUAAUUCUCAGAGGAGACUAUGGAUCGGGGAAAACAAUAUUGCUCAUCUUACAGGCUAUCAAAUUGUUGAAACAAGAGAAGAAAGUAUGGGUCAUUAACAUGGCGGAAUCCCCUCUACAUCAUGUCCUUGAAGCUUCAAUUUUGCAUGGAUUAGAGGAAGAUACAGAUGUCCGAAAGCUUCUCAUUUCAAUCCAUGUUACGGACCAACGAUCUCUUAGAAGGGUUCUUGAAACGUGUACAAGAAUUAAGGCAAAUGUUCUCAUUGAUGAAUGUCGAUGUCUUUCUCUUGCCCGUUCUGCUGAUCCUGACAUUCAGCCAACACUAUCAUCAUUCCCUCCUGAGUGCGUACUCUGGAUUGCAAUAGCCCAAGAGAAAGACGUUGAUCCAAGUAAGCACUUGCGUCAUCUUAUUUUUGAUGACAAAAUAUCUCAACCUCAAAAUGGCAAAUUUAAACAAAUUCUCCUGGAAGAAAUACUUAGAUGUCCACCAUCCAUACUUCCAUUUUGGCCAAACUUCAGGGAACCUCAAAAGCCAUUCAGUGGUACUAUUCAAAUACCCAAGGUAGUGGAUCAUCUUGCUUCGGUGGGCCUGAUGCCUUCAUCUGACACAAAAUUAGUUGUACGUGAUAUGACUGACCCCAAAACUGAAAGACGUCCUUUCUUUCGACAACUUGAAAAGCUAGACAUUCCAUUAUGCACAAGUCCCGAUGCAUCUGAUAAGGCAGUCUAUACUUUUGGAUCAAGAGUUGUUUCGUCUAUACCAGUAGCAGAGUUUGUAUAUGGGGGUAAUACAAACAUACAAGUCUAUGUAAAAGAUCGUGAUACACCUACUGAAACGCCUGAAUCGCCAAAGACAUAUAAUCCUAAAACAUUUGCUAAAUUCCUUUACAAGCUUGGUUUUGGAAAUGAUGAUGACAUAAUUGCUAAAAGAGCAAAUCAAGGUCAGAUGAACAAACGGAAGAAGCUCCGUCAAUGGAAGGAUCUUGUGUUUAAUGAAGCAACAUUUGCACAUUUCUUCCUUUCAAGGGCUGGCCUACCUUUAAGAUCGUCACGUGUCUCUGAAGGACCCAAUUUGAACAUUGAAAUUAACUCAGACAGCAUAGUAUUUUUGGCAGCGACUUCAGGUGGGUUUGAAGGAUAUCAAAAACGAGCUGAAAUUCACAUCACUGAUAAGGAAAAGGCAAACUAUUCAUUCAAGGAAGUACGCCCGCUCGACGGACCAGAAUGUUUUAUUGUACAUCACAAACACGCCGACUCACUGUGUUUGCUUCGAGAUUGCCGAAUAUGCAAAGGUGAACUUGAACACAUUCUCAACAGACUUGGAGUCAUAGAGAAGGCAGCUCAGGAGCGUAGUGAUGUGUCUGUCCAUGAGAUUGAACUCAGCAAAACCCGAAAUGUUUUGGCUCAAAACGAGAAGCCAAGAAGUGACUUAGACUGGUCAGAUGUCAUCUUGUUGGACGACAGGACAAAACCAACAUUCGAAAAAGACUUUCUUGUAUCUUGCCAAGUCCCUGUCGUUGAUAAGACGACACUGCAGCUAAACAAGAAGGACGCCUUUGGUGACCCACGCGAAGUGUUGUACAUACGCCCAACUCAGUUUCAAGGGUUGGAAAGAAAGGUUGUCAUUGUCAUACAGAAAUGUGAGGAACCGUGUUCUGUCUUGGCAAUUAGCAGAUGUGUUUCGCAGCUAAUUUUCAUAAAACUAUGACAGUUAUGUUGCAUCAUGUUGUCAACAAAUACCAGCUGGAUUUAGUCGUAUUGACCGCCCUGAUUUCUUCACGCCAGUGACAAAAUUAUCUUGAUUUGAUUUUAGUCAUGGAGGGGUUGGUGAGCCUGUUAAUAUUCGAGUCUGGACCAGACAAACCAUGCAUGACGGGUGAAUGCAUGACGAGUGUCCCAGACCAUAAGGAAAGGAAUCAACCAAGUCACCGAGCCUGACCCCUUCUUCGGCGUGCAUAUGAUACUUCAGCCUUAUUAUUAAUUUUUCUGUUAUCCAAUGAAAUGAUUUUGAAUGGACAUUCAACUCUCAGGCCAAAUCAUUGAUCAGUAGUGAGUUUUAAGUAUGCAGAAAGUAUCCUAUGAAACUAGCCCUAUUCUGCUCGUAUGUGUCAUAUAAUGCCAUAUAACAUGUAACCUUUCACUGUACAGUUAAUAGAUUUGUAUCUUAGUUGGAUCACUAUGCUUUAUUUUACAAUAAGCUUUAUGUUUUGUUGGAAAUUUUGAUGAUGGCUACAAAGCUAACUAUGUCCACAGACCUCUAUCAAGUGCCAUGCGAUAAGAAAAAUGCAUGUGACGACAUUUCUUAAAGAGCAUUCAUGCUCUGUUCACCAUCUUUAGUCUAUGACCUCUCUACCAUGGGAUCUUACUUUGAUAUUGGUCAAGAAUAGUCAGAGGUCAAGGUUAGCUUGGGGCAAUGGAUUUACAGGUUUGAACUCGUACUGCAGAAGGCAUUUUUCUCCCCAAACUCAAAUAAUGUCAUUAGACUGGUACAUCUGGGGCAUUAGGGAAAUGAGGGUCACAUGUAAUCAAUGUUUAAUGUUCAAAAGAUGUACACUGGUUCAAAGGGCAAAUUUAACAUAUAUGUAUAUAUACUUUUUGCUGCCAGAUAUCCCAUAAUCGUAAAUAUGUUCGAAAAUUAUGUUCAAUUCUAUCUCUGUAUGUACAUGUGUAUCUAUAUCAACAAUUUGCAAUUUGUCAUUUACUUUGUCGUGUUUUAAUGUCCUCUCUAGCAUUUAUCUAUCACAUAUACACUUAUACAUUUUCACGUGCAGAUCGUUUGACAUAUUCUCUAAAUAUUCUUGUGAGGGUUUAAUAUUUUGCCAUAAUAUGAAUUAUACAUGUAGAUUAUUAAGGGAAUAAACUGACGUUAAUU